AUGCCCUCUGAAAGCUCUGUGGAUGUUAAAGACCGAGGUGGUCAAGAUGACCACAAGGACGGACCGACUGUCGAGGCUCAUACGACAGACUCAGAGUCGGGCAAAGGGGCAGAUGAGAUGCGAAAACCCGGGGAGAUAGACGAAUUACCACCGGUAGAAGCAUUUAAAUGGAAUGUGGAUGGGGAUCAAUCACCCUUCCCUGAAGUAGCCGCAUGUGUGUCGAACACAGAUGAUCCGACCAUGCUCUGCAACACUGUUCGAGCAUGGAUCCUCAUGACAACUUUCGUUAUGUUAUUUUCCGGCGUUAAUCAAUUCUUCGGCCUGCGAUACGUAUGUUGA
Molecule: messenger RNA, 339 nt
Organism: Aspergillus oryzae RIB40
Lineage: Eukaryota; Fungi; Ascomycota; Eurotiomycetes; Eurotiales; Aspergillaceae
Exons: 3
Coding region: 1-339 (112 amino acids)
Source: RefSeq, a predicted model, not a curated record